Messenger RNA from Coniosporium apollinis CBS 100218, 2406 nucleotides. RefSeq names its product SCY1 protein kinase. Gene Ontology annotation, molecular function: ATP binding; protein kinase activity. Bases 1 to 2406 code for a protein of 801 amino acids. Gene Ontology annotation, biological process: protein phosphorylation; tRNA export from nucleus. The transcript has 6 exons. Gene Ontology annotation, cellular component: cytoplasm. The record is from RefSeq and is a predicted model, not a curated record. Lineage: Eukaryota; Fungi; Ascomycota; Dothideomycetes.
AUGGACUUCUUGAAGUCUGCAGUCGCUUCUGCCAUCGCCAAGGGCCCAGCCUUUCCGUACAGCUUCGGUGACAGGGUCGACAUCGAUCAGUCAAUCUGGAUUUUACACAACGGCACGAAGCGAGAGGAUGGAUCGAAAUGUAGCAUCUUCUCAUUCGAGAUUACGGCGAACAAGUCUCGCCUCCCACUCGCCAAGAACGCUCUCCGAAAACUUCGCACCCUAAGACAUCCUGGGGUGAUUAAAGUGCUCGAUACAGUCGAGACAGAAAAUUACAUAUAUAUCGCUACUGAACGUCUGACGCCAUUAGGUUGGCAUACUCGCCGAAAGAGCCUUACCGAAGAGACCAUCAAAUGGGGGUUGCACAGCGUUGCUAGAACAGUCAAGUUCAUUAACGAUGAGGCUGCAUCGGUUCAUGGUAGUAUUCGUACGUCUUCCAUCUUUUGUAGCGAGAGUGGCGAGUGGAAGCUAGGCGGAUUCGAUGUCCUCAGUUCCGUCAAAGAGGAUGAUGCUGUUAUCUACAGUCACGGGAGUCUGGUGCCGGAAUCAGGCCGAUAUGCGCCGCCAGAAGUUGCUAACAGUGGAUGGGAGGUUAUCAAGCGCUAUCCACUGACGGCGCCAGACGCUUACGCUUUUGGUGUCCUUAUCUUCGAAGCCUUCAAUGGCGGAUUUAGGGGCGGCGACCAAGUUGGCCUGACACAGAACGUCCCUCCAAACAUGCACCAGAGCUACAAGAGGCUGGUAACUGCAACACCAAAGACCCGCCUUAGCGUUGGUCAAUUUCUUGAUCAAGGUCAUAGGCAGAGAGGGUUCUUCGAAACGCCUCUUAUACAACUUACAGAAGGCAUAGAAAAUAUGGGCCUGAAGACAGAGUCAGAGAAAGAGGAUUUCUUGAGCCAACUAGAAGAUGUCUCGGAGGACUUCCCUGAAGAUUUCUUCAAGAUGAAAGUGUUACCGGAACUGCUAAAGUCAGUCGAGUUCGGCGGCGGAGGCCCAAAAGUUUUCGGCAUCGUCAUGAAGAUCAGCGCCAAGCUGUCUGAUGAAGAGUACGAAGCCAGUAUCACGCCUGUCAUAGUCCGUCUGUUCACGAUGCCGGACCGCGCGAUACGAGUCUACUUACUAGACAACCUGCCCCUGAUAAUUGAUCACCUCCCGCAGAAGAUCGUUAAUGACAAGAUUUUUCCUCAGAUGGUGACCGGCUUCACGGAUGUCGCACCAGUAGUACGGGAGCAGACCGUCAAAGCAGUUUUGACGGUGGUGAACAAGCUGUCCGAUCGAACCGUGAACGGCGAGCUACUCCGAUACCUGGCAAAGACCGCUAAUGACGAGCAACCUGGCAUUCGGACCAACACUACGAUUUGCCUCGGGAAGAUAGCUCGGAAUCUCGGCGCCAAUACUCGCACUAAAGUGCUUACUGCAGCCUUUGCGCGCUCUUUACGGGACCCUUUCGUCCAUGCCCGAAAUGCUGCUCUUCAAGCAUUAGCAGCCACCGCAGACAUCUUCACCGAAGACGACUGCGCAACCAAGCUCCUCCCGGCCAUCAGCCCAUCCCUAGUCGACAAAGAGAAGAUCGUCCGCGACCAAGCAAACAAGACUCUAGAUGUCUACAUCGCCCGCAUUCGCAAAUACUGCCAGACCCUUCCAGAAACCGUCCUCCCACCACCAACAGCCGCGAAUGCCUCCACAGGCGCAACUCCCCGUAUGGGGACCCCCGCAAACGACGCUCCAAGCGGCUGGGCCGGCUGGGCCAUCUCCUCCUUCACGAACAAGCUCUCCGCUGCCAGUGGCCAGAUGGCCAGCGGCACCAAUGGCGCUGCACAGACGGAGAAGCGCUCGCAGUCGCUUCCUCCAGCCGCCGAGACAGCUCGCCCAGGGUCAUCGGCCAAUACAACAUCCCCAUUGUACCGCCAAACCCUAACCAAGCCGUCCACAACCAGCAAUCCCUUCGCGGCACCCUCCUCAACGCCCUCGGUAACCUCCGCAGACGACCUAGCAGAAGCCGAAGACUUCGGCGCCGCGUGGGGCGAUGAACCCGCAGAGGACGAGCCGAACCCCUGGGCGGAUCCGACGCCUGCGGGUAAGCCCUCGGCCACCACGUCCUUCGUUGACGACAGCGAGCCGGACUUUGCUGGAUGGCUCAGUGCGCAGCAUUCGGCGAAACAGACGGCUGGUAAGAAGCCGUUGCCGAAGGGGCUGGCUAAGGCGGCUACGACGACUGCGGCGGCUAGGCCGACUGUUUCGUCGAGGGCUAAUACAACUGGGCAUGUGGGACCAGGGGCCGGAGCUAAGAAGAUGGCGGCGGCGGCGCCGGUAAGGGGGAAGGUCGUGGCGCCGGUUAAGAAGGUGGAAAAAAAGGUAGAAGAGACGAAGAACGAUGAUGAUGAGGGGUGGGGGGAUGCAUGGGAGUAA